This is a messenger RNA of Racocetra fulgida, 133 nucleotides long. NCBI's taxonomy places the organism in Eukaryota, Fungi, Glomeromycota, Glomeromycetes, Diversisporales, Gigasporaceae. The record is from the annotation of a GenBank genome assembly.
AUGCUUAGACAAGAUUAUUAUACUAAAAAAGAUAUCCUUAAAAUAGCACAGCAAAUUGCUCAGUAUUUGAGAUUUGCUAUAACAGUCAAAAACAGUAGCAACUGUCAUUUUCAUCUUAAGUGCAAAUGUGGUG